GACUCCUGCUGGCUUGCCGUAGUCUAUUUCCAUGGUGACAACAGUAAACAAGAGCGCCGUUAUCUGUUUAAAUUAAAAGUUUCUCUGUUUCUCUGUUUCUGGCCCGAAGGCUCAAAUGUCCGUUCAGGCGGAUCCUCCGGAGCAGGAGGAGACUGAUCUGCUCUUCAUCGUGUUUGAAGGAUCCUCCCCGGAGGAUGUGUCCCACGCCAGGCAGCUGUGGAGCUCCCUGUCCCUGCUGCCGCCGCUGGAGUCGCGGCUGGUGUCGGCGGAUAUCCGCCAGAGGCUGCCGGUGUCUCGGCCGCAGCGCAGCGGCAGCACCGCCGCCGGUCCCGCUCCGGAGCCGCAAAGAGUCCCCGAUCCCCGGCAGAGGCAGGAGGAGAGGCAGCGGUACGCGGCCAUGGGGGACCAGAGGAAGGAGAUCCUGGCUCUGCUGAGGAGGCAGAGGGAGCGGAGGAUCCAGAAGGAGCUGCUCUCUGUGGCCUUCAAGCCCAAAGGGAAAGUCGGCAGAGAAAACAUAGGAAAAGAAAAGCCUGAGGAGAACUCUGAGGAGGACAGGGAGCUGGUCAGGCAGCUUCAGUAGGAGGGAACUGGGAGUGUAGAGAGGAGCAGGUGUUCCUCAGGGAUCCAUUCUGGGACCUCGUUAAUUCACUGGGCUGAUAACAUUUUAAAGUAUAUCUGGCCAUUAAAAUGUUUCUUUUUUGUUUAACUAAAAAAAUGAACCACAUUACAUUUAUAUGCAAAGACGAUGCUUUAUAGGCCACAAUAUUUUUGAGUAGUCACCAGCAGCCCAUCUAAGUUUAGGGGGUGAGUGUUCGAUUAACAUCCACUGCUGUUUGAAGA
Molecule: messenger RNA, 840 nt
Organism: Maylandia zebra (zebra mbuna)
Lineage: Eukaryota; Metazoa; Chordata; Actinopteri; Cichliformes; Cichlidae
Gene: hoatz
Product: HOATZ cilia and flagella associated protein
Biological process (GO): cilium assembly
Source: RefSeq, a predicted model, not a curated record